Lontra canadensis (Northern American river otter) is the source of this 504-nucleotide messenger RNA. RefSeq names its product disintegrin and metalloproteinase domain-containing protein 28-like. The coding region runs from base 1 to 492 and encodes 163 amino acids. NCBI's taxonomy places the organism in Eukaryota, Metazoa, Chordata, Mammalia, Carnivora, Mustelidae. The transcript is spliced from 7 exons. The record is from RefSeq and is a predicted model, not a curated record.
AUGAUUCGCUGCCGGGCAACCCGAGGGCUGGAAGAAGGCGUCCCCUCGUCCACCACUGGGUUGCGGAAAAACUGUGUCGACUGCCGUAGAGAUUUCUCCAUUGUGGUUGGAGUGCUGUUUCCUAUGGCUGUCAUAUCGGUGGUGGUUGCUAUAGUAAUCUGGCACCAAAGUACCAGAAGAAAGCAGAAGGAAGUCCAGAGGCCACUGUCUACUACUCACAACAGGCCUCGCAGACAGAAGAGGAACCCACAGACAGUGAAGGAUGUUCAGCCCCAAGAGAUGAGUCAGAUGAAGCUCCACGCACCUGAUCUGCCAGUAGAGGGCAAUGAGCCUCCAGCUUCUUUUCUAAUUACAAAGCCAGAUUUUCCACCACCACCGAUUCCUACAUCUGUGUCAACUUCUUUCUUUCAUAAUGCCACGAAGGUACUUCCCUCUACUGUUUUUAAAGACAAAAUAAUGUCAACACCUAAGGGUUCCAAUCCAAAUGUCUGAAACAGCAGCUAA